Lathyrus sativus (Indian pea) is the source of this 159-nucleotide messenger RNA. The record is from the annotation of a GenBank genome assembly. Lineage: Eukaryota; Viridiplantae; Streptophyta; Magnoliopsida; Fabales; Fabaceae.
AUGAAUUUUAUGAAGAAUCAACAGCCCAACCGUAUGGGUGAUGAAUUUUUGAAUGAUUGUUUGGUAACAUACAUAGAGAGUGAUAUAUUUGAUAGUGUUGAAAAUGAAAAAAAUUUACAACACUUUCAAAAUAUGAAGACACGUAGAGAGCAAUUAUAA